CUGCUGAUAAGAUUUUUUUUAUCAGAGUGAGACGAGUGAGUUUGCCGGAGUUGUUUGACGAGUACUUAUUUAAAAUAUUAAUAUUAAUUAAGAAAUUAAAAAUUCUCUCUCAUUGCUGUGGAUAUACCUACUUGUGAUAUUUGAAGUUCGACAAUCCUGCUUGAUCUUUUUCGUGGCAGGAAAUUGAAGGAUGUAGGAUGUAUGUUUUCGAUACUAAAACUCUGAAAAGUUCAUACUUCUUCGCACUUUGAAUAGCUAAUUGUACUUGAAAUUAUGACUCUGUUGAAUGGUUGCUAUUUCUGCUGACACAAUAAUGGAUGUUACCGAAACUAAUUUGAUCACUGGAAUAAAGAAUAUUGAAGAUAAAGGCGAUGAUAAUUUCCAAGAGCCCAAUUCUCCUACCAAUAAAGAUGAUACCAGAUUUUCAAAUCUCUCCGGAAAAGUGGAUCUAUUAUUUAAAGCAACGGGCAAUGCACCUAUAAUGAAGACAAAAAAAUGGAAGGUUUCUUCUAAUAAGACUGUUGGUGGCAUAACUACUUUCUUAAGAAAUUAUUUAAAGUUAGGUCCUUCUGAGAGUUUAUUUUUGUACGUGAAUCAGGCAUUUGCUCCUGCACCUGACCAAAUAAUUAAAAAUUUAUACGAGUGUUAUGGAGCAGAAGGUACACUAGUGAUACAUUAUUGCAAAUCACAGGCAUGGGGAUGAGAUAUUAUUUCACAGUCAAAACGACAGCUACGAAACAUGUUUAAAAUAAGUCCUUAUUCGGUUUGAUUGUUAUAAUUUUUUUCUUCAGAUUUCAAUACGUUUGCCAUUUUUUAUUAUUACUCAUUUGUUAUGUGUUUCGACAUACCCAUCAUCUUUCAGAUCAGAUGCAACGUAACUGAGAUCAUUCAAUGACAUUCUGAGAAAUGAGUAUAGAUAUAAUGAAAAACACA
Messenger RNA from Planococcus citri (citrus mealybug), 933 nucleotides. RefSeq names its product autophagy protein 12-like. The record is from RefSeq and is a predicted model, not a curated record. The transcript has 4 exons. Gene Ontology annotation, biological process: C-terminal protein lipidation; autophagy of mitochondrion; autophagosome assembly. The coding region runs from base 287 to 703 and encodes 138 amino acids. Gene Ontology annotation, cellular component: cytoplasm; Atg12-Atg5-Atg16 complex; phagophore assembly site membrane. Lineage: Eukaryota; Metazoa; Arthropoda; Insecta; Hemiptera; Pseudococcidae.